Hemibagrus wyckioides is the source of this 3113-nucleotide messenger RNA. It is a transcript of the gene abhd17c, whose product is annotated as abhydrolase domain containing 17C, depalmitoylase. The record is from RefSeq and is a predicted model, not a curated record. Gene Ontology annotation, biological process: protein depalmitoylation. Gene Ontology annotation, cellular component: endosome membrane; plasma membrane. Lineage: Eukaryota; Metazoa; Chordata; Actinopteri; Siluriformes; Bagridae. The coding region runs from base 373 to 1257 and encodes 294 amino acids. Gene Ontology annotation, molecular function: palmitoyl-(protein) hydrolase activity. The transcript is spliced from 3 exons.
UCUUAUACUUGGCCUAAGUGUAGCAGGAGAAAUGGCUGCUUCCAUUGUGUACAGCUAGGCUAACUUACUGUUGGAAUCGAUUUUCUUUUAUUUAAAGGGUCGGAGGCUUUCAUUAGCAACGUCGUAUUUGCGGUAAGCACAGAUCUUAAGAUGUUACUCGAUAGUUGUUAGCGUUUUGAAUGAAUCAAGAGGCGUUAGAAAGCGAAAACCUACAGAGGUACCUAGCUAACGCUGUGUCGGCGAGCUUAUUAGCUUGUUUGCUUUCAGCCUAGCUUAGUACUAAUUAACUAGAUUACUAAAUUAGUCUUUAACAAAGCUUAGUUUUUUCCCCUCUCGUGCGUUGCGAUUUAACGUUAGUAGUACAACGCAUCAAUGCCUGAGCAAGGCCCGAGAAUGAACGGCUUCUCUCUGGGCGAGCUCUGCUGGCUGUUCUGCUGCCCGCCCUGCCCGAGCCGCAUCGCCGCUAAGCUGGCCUUCCUGCCUCCGGAGCCUACGUACUCGGUGCACACGGAUGCUGAGGGCGCGUGCAGCUUGCACCUGACCGAGCGCGCGGAUUGGCAGUACUCCCAGCGCGAGCUGGACGCCGUGGAGGUGUUUGGCACGCGCACGAGUCGCGGCAACCGCGUGCUGUGCAUGUUCGUCCGCUGCGCACCCAGUAGCCGCUACACGCUGCUGUUUUCGCACGGGAACGCCGUGGACCUCGGCCAGAUGUGCAGCUUCUACAUCGGCCUGGGCUCGCGCAUCAACUGCAACGUCUUCUCCUACGACUACUCCGGGUACGGAGUGAGCACCGGGAAACCGUCCGAGAAGAACCUGUACGCGGACAUCGAGGCCGCCUGGCAGGUGCUCAGGACAAAGUAUGGAGUGACCCCAGAGAACAUCAUCCUCUAUGGCCAGAGUAUUGGCACAGUGCCAACGGUGGACCUGGCGGCACGGUACGAGUGUGCAGCGGUCAUCCUACAUUCUCCACUCAUGUCUGGACUGCGCGUCGCCUUCCCUGACACACGCAAAACCUACUGCUUCGACGCUUUCCCCAGUAUUGAUAAGGUGUCAAAGGUGGCCUCUCCGGUCCUAGUGAUUCAUGGCACGGAGGACGAGGUGAUCGAUUUCUCGCACGGCCUGGCCAUCUAUGAGCGAUGCCCACGUGCCGUGGAACCACUGUGGGUCGAGGGAGCAGGGCACAACGACAUUGAGCUGUACGCCCAGUACCUGGAGAGACUCAAGCAGUUCAUCUCCUUCGAGCUGGCUACCUCCUGAAAGCACACUGCAGCACACUGUACAACAUCACGGCACACACUGCGAUGAGCUCCUCUCAGCUCUUUAGACACCAAGCCGAGGAUCAGCAUCAAGGAUUUGCACUUGCUGACAGAAAUUCUGGACUCUUCGUCGUGUAUAUGGUGGUAUUAAAGGACGGGGCCUUUCCAUUUCUGCAAAGAGGGAAAGGCUUUUAUUGAGGUUUUUUUUUUUUUUUUGAUUCUUUUCUACUUGAUGAAGAAAAAUUUAAAGUGCACCACAUACUUUACAUAUUUUGUGUUUUUUAUUUGUGUAACUGAUUUAUUUUGUGUGUAAAUACCCAGAAGGGGUAAGUUAAAUGGAUGCACUUUUAUUGUGCUGUUAUGUUCAGGUGACCACUAUUUUUUUUUUUUUUUUUUAUUCUUUGUCAUUUUGUUUUAAUGAUUUCUAAGCAUUCCAUUGGUCCAUUGGAUUCACUUGGCUGGGAUAAAAGUGGAUUUUUUUUAAAAAAAUUUUUUAUACAGAGCCAGUAUAUGUGUAUAGUGUUUUUCUUUUGUUUUGUUCUCUCUCUCAUUCUCUCUCUCUCUCUUUUUUCUUUUAAGUAAUUAAGUGAAGGAAUACUACCACUGAAAAACGCAUCAAUGUCACAUGACUGAUCAAACCACUACAUUGUUUCUGGCUCUGGAGCAUGGUGCUGUGUGUUACUACAGUAAUCAGGGCAUUGUUUGUGCAUACACACUACAUAAAUAAGGUGUUCAUAUAUGAAAUCUUGGUCUCUGUUUUGGCUCCAGUGCUACAGUAAGCCUUAUGCUCUCAGACAUUUUGCUGUCUAUUUUUUUCUUGGGAGCGGGCUUUUCUCAAGGUUAAUACUAGCUGCUACUCUUCCAAUGAGAAAAAAAAAAAAUCACUGUGAGACUGAACUGGCAAAACAAUAUGGGUACAAGGUGAAUCGUAUUGAGCCACACAAAAAAAAAAAAUCAUCUCAUCCGCCCCAAAAUUUUGCAGCUGCUUCCUCAAUCCUGACAUUAUAUACUGACCCCAAAGGACUCUAACCCCGGAACACAAAGAAAAGAUAACACUAAAAUGCUUCAAGUGCUUAUAUUUCAGUGCUAGCUUUGCAAAUGUUAAUGUAUUCAGGGGCUAGCACUAGACACUAGAAGAUACAAUGGUUUAAUUAACGGAAGGAACUUGGUUUAUUCGUAGCUGCAAAUAUCAUGUUGCAACUUUUGAAGGGUUUCUUUUUUUCUUUUCUUUUUCUUUUUUUUUUUUUUGUGCAAAUGGGCUGGACUUAUCGGUGUUCAUCAAUGUGUUGCUGUAAGAUAACACUGCAUUGGCAGAUACACGUGUACCAGGAUAUUAUUGCUUUUCUCCACAAGUCCCGAGCAAGGUUUGAAGCUCCUCCUUUAUCCUCACUGGAGUUCGAUGGAGACUGCUUUUAAGGAACGACUGAACCACAGCCCUAACUGAGCCCCGCUGUUGCUUUUGAUACCGACGGUUUUUAAACAAUGUUUUUUCCACUACUUAUUAAUAUUAUCUUUACACCUCUUUUAAUGCUGGUUUGUAAGAUAAUCGUACUGUAUACAUCAUCUCUCCUCUCGAUAGAUACGUAAAAACAAAAAAAACUGUAUUUAGUCUUUUUAAUGAUUUUGACACUGGAAUUGCUGUAUGCAAAUAUAAUGCUGAAAAGAGAAAAAAAUAGUUGGUACAAAAUGUGCUAGUGUAAUUUUUUUGUUUUGUUUUAUCAGAUCAAAUGAAAAAGCCUUAAAUGUGCUGUGAGAAGGAUUUAUUACUCACUUGAUGUUGGCUGUUGCCUCAGAGCAACCCACUGGAUGUUGUAUUGCUAUAUAAUGGAAUAAAGGAUGCAUGGAAUAUUGAACAUA